Messenger RNA from Physcomitrium patens, 2609 nucleotides. Lineage: Eukaryota; Viridiplantae; Streptophyta; Bryopsida; Funariales; Funariaceae. The record is from RefSeq and is a predicted model, not a curated record.
CGGUCGUGAAACGUCGUCCAAAAAUCCAACGAAUCCAUGCAAUCACGCACCUUCCCCUCCGUUUUGAAAGCUUCGGAAAAUUGGGUUUAGCGCCAAUCGACGGCAGAUUGAUGUAGUUGAGUGUAGUAAUCUCGGAUUCAUUUCAACUUCGUAAUGUUAAUUUCCGAUGCGCUGAAGGAGAUGGUGUUUUCUGUGUGAAAUUCGGAUUGAUGUAAGUGGAAGGAUUGUAGAAAUUGCCCUCUCGGAUAACACCGUGCUCUUUUAGAUAGGCCUCGGCAGGUGAUAUGGCUGCAAAAUGUGGUCGUGAAGAAUUUUGGUAGUUUACCAGUCUGAAUUGCAUUUUCAGACUGUCCUUCGAUGUUCUGGUGUCAAUUUAGUAAAUCAUACUGCAGUUGCUGUCAUCUUAUCACUUUUUUUUUGAGGUUUGUUAUUUUUUUUUAAUCCUUGGAGGUGGUGUAGAGUUGUCAAAUCCUCCUGAAGGAAGUAAUAGCAAGCAGUUGCGAAGAGGCGAAGAGUUCACUCGGGCCGGAGUGUUGUGAAAUUGGUUUUGGAGAUUGUGUAUUGUUGAAGUCACGACGCAAGAGGGAAUGCAAUCGAUACAAUGGCUGCGUAUUCAACUUCCUCAUCGAGCUCCCUUCUUUUGACAGCACGGAUUUCUCCCUCUCCAGAAUUAUUUGCGAGCAGAGGAGGGCGCAAUGCUUCCUUGACCAAUGCUCGCGGUCGUGGCGCCCAUUUGAGGAUGCUAGUGUUGCCUUCUAAGCUAAGGCGGCCUGGUGUUCAACUCAAAGGACAGCGAGAAAGUACUUUGAUUGCUAAUGCCUCUACAACCUCAGUGCAAGGUCUGGAUGCAGAUGUGGAGGCUCGUAUUUCAUUAGCAGCCAGCACCGGUCGAUUAGAUCUUAGUGAUUGUGGUCUUGAGGAAGUACCUCCCCGGGUGUGGGAGAUUGAGGACCUUGUUGAUCUCUCCCUCGCUGGUAACAGGAUUACCUCUUUGCCAGCAGACAUCAAAAACCUGCGAGCUCUGCGCAGGCUGGGCCUAGCUGGUAAUUCGCUGAAAGAGCUGCCACAAGGAAUAGGGAAUCUGCAACAGCUUGAGGGUUUAUGGAUUCAUGGAAACAAUCUUCAAUCAUUGCCUCCACAGAUAGGAGAGCUAAAACAGCUGAAGAUGCUGGCACUUGCAGGAAACAAGCUAACCGAGCUUCCAGAAUCUAUUUCUGGCCUUACAAGUCUUCAAAUUCUCUCAGUUGCGGGCAACAAAUUGCGGGGGCUCCCAUCCGGCAUUGGAAAUCUGAAAGCGUUGACUAUUCUAGCAGUGUAUGGGAACGCCUUACUUAGUCUUCCCGAAAACUUGACAAAGCUUACAUGCUUACAAGACCUUUGGCUUCAGGGCAACGAGCUUGAGGCGCUUCCCGAAUCAUGGGGAAGAAUGUGCUCAUUGAAGCAGUUGUCUUUGGCUGACAACCGACUUGAAGCUCUUCCUGAAUCUAUUGGAGAUCUUCAAUCGUUAGAAACUCUUUGGAUAUAUUGCAACAAGCUCAAAACAUUACCUGAGAGUCUUGCAGCACUGAAAAAACUUCAAUACAUAUGGGCAGAGGGAAAUCCUCUGGAAGGUGAACCUCUUCGGGAAUCGUUGGCAUUGCUUGCUGGCGUAAAAGCUCUGGGUAUCAGCUCUAAUAUCUUUCCAAGUGCGAUGCCAGAAUCAAUGGAGAAGGCACUGUCUCUUUCAGAAAUUAGUGGAUCCGGUGACGCAUUGGAGCGUGGAGGUUACUUUAAGCUUCAACAAUGGAACUUGGGAAAGAAAGCAGACACUGUGAUUGUGGCCUUUGGUAGCGCCCCAGCUGUUCCCAACUGGGCUGGCUUGCUGUCAAAGGUUAAGGCAGAGAUGAAGAGGAAACAAGCUACGUCAACCUUCGAUAUUUUGUUUGUUGUUGACAGCAAGAGGUCUUGGUAUACACAUGAAGAUAAUGUGGAACUCGAAAACUAUGCGGAGUCGUCUACCAGUUCAGGGAGCGGAAAUGUUUCUUCUGGAAUGGGGAAUUACUACAGAAGAGAACUGGAGGUUGCAGUUAAACCGUACAGGCGGGUGAUAAUGCUUGGCGAUUCCAUGGGCGCUAGUGCGGCGCUUAUGUUUUCUCCAUUGGCAACAGCAGUAAUCGCUUUUUGUCCACAGGUCGACUUGAGCACUUCUUCUAUCAGGCCAGGCCAUUCUUAUUCAUGGCUUAAAAUCUUCAAGGACGAGCUCUUAAGUGCUGUAUCAUUGUCAUCUGCAAGAAUCAUUGUCCACUCGGGUACAUGGUCACAUGAUGUCAAUCAGGCGAAACUACUACCCUCUGACAAGGUGAACCUGAAGAUCCACGAUGUAAACGACCACCGUCUAGCACUGGCACUCAACACACAGAACCAGCUCCUAAAUAUCGUUUUGCAUGAGAUACAGGAGUGUAAUCUUACGGUACAAUAGUAAUCAUCAUCAUCAUCAUCAUUAGAUUGACAGUAAGAAAUACAACCAUUAAUCAUGGCUCAGACAAGUCAAUUUUAAACACUCUGUUCCCACGUAUUACCCCAAAAAUUGUUCAAUAAAACGCUGCUGCUAAAUUCCCCUCACAGUUCAA